UUUUUGCAGAUGAGAAAGUCCUUCUUCCUGAUAUGGAGAUGAUGUCGCCUUUUUAUCGUUGAGAAUUCCCAGCUGCUGUCGAAGCAUGGCGUUUGACUUUUCGAAAUACCGACGUGACUUCGACACGGCAUUUUUCACGGACAAUUCCGCGAUUAGGUUUGGUUCCGAGGAACACAAGGAUUUCUGGGUUUUUUGUGAAAAAUUGUACAAACUGAAGUCAAGAACUCUUGCUGGUCGCUCGCGAAGUAAAGGGGAUCUCAACCCCAACCACUUGGUGUGUGUGGAAUGCAUCGCGUCUUCUAGUGGUAGGAAAUGGGUCGUUGAAGACGCAAUCACGAGGAUGCCUUUCCGAGACCCCGAUUCCUCGAAACCACCUGUUCCCGUGGAACGACUCAAGGAAUUCGCCGAGAUCAUCGCCAAGUUCCUGGAUUUCAUGCAGAAGGAAAAAUUCCGGAAACUUCGGAAGCUCCGGGAAGCGCAGAAGAAUUUACCAAUAGCGGAGCACGAAAGCGACAUCGUCAACUAUGUGAAGAAUUUUCCGGUGGUUUUGAUUGCCGGUGACACCGGAUGCGGGAAAUCGACGCAAGUUCCGCAGUACUUGUUGAAAGCAGGGUUUUCGAGAAUAGCUUGCACGCAGCCUCGAAGGAUUGCAUGUAUUUCUCUCUGUCAGCGUGUAGCUUAUGAAACCUUGAACCAAUAUGGCGAUGAAGUCGGAUAUCAAGUUCGUUUUGAACGGGCAAAAACGAAAGCUACGAGGAUUGUUUUCUUAACUGAGGGACUCCUUCUGAGGCAGAUUGUUGGAGAUCCGACGCUGACGCAGUAUGACGUAAUUGUCCUGGAUGAAGUUCAUGAACGGCAUCUACAAGGCGAUUUUCUGCUUGGCAUUCUCAAGUGUUUGAUGUAUAAGCGAAAAGACUUGAAGAUCGUUCUCAUGUCUGCUACUAUAAAUAGUGAGAUGUUCACCGACUACUUUUUCAACUUGACGCCGAUUGUCCAGGUCCCUGGUCGACUUUACCCGAUUGAAGUUGUGUACUGGCCUGUUGUUUCCGAAGAAAAAGCGGGUCGAAUCAGUCCAAGCCCUUAUAUAAGGAUUCUCCACAUGAUCGACGAGAAAUAUCCCGCGGAAGAACGAGGCGAUGUUCUGAUAUUUCUCAGUGGAAUGGCUGAAAUCACUGCUAUAGCCGAUGCAGCGAAAGAAUACGCUCAGAAAACCAAUCGAUGGAUAAUUUUGCAGCUUCACAGUUCGCUUUCAAUCGAAGAACAGGAUAGAGCAUUCGAUAUCGCACCCGACGGAGUACGAAAGUGUGUGAUUUCGACGAACAUUGCCGAAACUUCGGUUACGAUUGAUGGAAUACGGUUCGUCGUCGAUUCGGGUAAAGUGAAGGAAAUGACGUUUGAUCCGACGACGCGUACUGAAAAAUUAAAGGAGUGCAUGAUUUCGAGGGCGUCUGCUGAACAAAGAAAAGGACGUGCCGGACGAACUGGUCCCGGAAUUUGUUACAGGCUGUACACGCGAGAAGAGUUUGAAAGCAUGACGGAUUUCAGUGCUCCAGAAAUCAUGCGGACAUCUCUGGACUCAUUGGUUUUACAAAUGGUUUCGAUGGGUGUGAAAGAACCGCUGUCCUUUCCAUUCAUCCAAAAGCCUGAUUCGUCUCGUUUGAAACUGGCCAUGGAGAGUCUCAUCAGUCAUGGGGCUGUCGAGCCAAAUGGGACAGUAACGACGGUUGGUGGUUUACUUGCGAUGCUUCCUGUCGACAUAAUGGUGGGGAAGUUAUUGAUCAAUGGAUGCGUUUUUGAAAGAUUGGAUAAGGUUUUGUCAAUUGCAAGUGUUCUCACGGUUCAGAAUCCCUUGACAAAUAAGUCAUACCGCGAUCCUGACUGUGUGAGCGCUCGCAAAGCUUUGAUGUCGGAUCAAGGUGAUCCUUUCAUGUUGCUCAACAUGUAUUCAGCAUGGCUGGCAGAGAAGAAUAAAACGGGCACUGGUUCUUCUUCUCGUGAGAGGUCUUCAACUACGCGUUCUUGGUGCAAGCGACGGGGUAUUGAAGAACAGCGCAUGUAUGAAGUUACCAAAAUGAGGGAUCAGUUUAUGCAGAUCGUCAAGGAAUCAGAAUUCUUGGAUCAAGCAGCCCCGAAACAGGAAACAGCUGCUCAGCGAAGAAUUCGCAUCGGCGAGCGAAGCAUGUUGCAUCAGUGGAUGAGGGAGUUCAAAAGGAAGCGUGGACUCGGUGGCGAAGGACGAAAACGAAAAGUUUUGAAGGCUCGAGACGGCGAGGUAGCUUCCGAUGACGAAGAAACCUCCGGCAAGUCCGGAAACAUUCACGAAGCAAAAGACGUGGAAUUCCGCAUGCGACGAAAUGCUGCCGAAAUUAAGAAUAUCAUUGAGCAUGACAAGGUAGAUUCGUUCCAAGACAUGGUGUUCAUGAAAGCGAUUUUGACUGCGUCUAUUUAUCCUCAAUGGGCAAUCGCUGAUCCACACAACAAUUACAAGGCCGGAACAGAGCAAAUGUAUCACACCAAAGACAAGCCAUUCGUGACAUUGCAUCCAAUGGGAAUGCUUGCGAACAACCCCGAGGUGUUGAGAGUUGGUUCAUGCGAACCCACGGUAGCAGGCUUUCCACCGGGUUCCCAGAUUUCAAACAAGCACGAACUUUUGUUGUAUUUGUCGAUGAUGGAGACCACGCGUCCAUUUUUGAUGAACACUGCACGUAUUCCUGCUGCCCAGUCCUUGUUCCUCUUUGCCCUCAACACCGACGUCGAUCACAAUUUUUCGAGGUACGUUUUCGAUGGCUGGUUGGAGGUGAGGUUUACGAAUCCGUUGGAAGGCAUGCAGCUCUUGAUCGUGGCGAGUGAGGUGCGAGUCCGUUGGAAAAAGUUGCUCGAUUUGAAGAUCAUGAGUGCCGGCCGAAAUAACGUGAAUAGAAAGGAGUACAGCCGGAACGAGAAAAUAUUCGUGAAUGGACUUGUGCAAAUUUACUUGAACGAUUCCACGUAUUCCUUGAGGAGACUUUUAGCUGCUGAUGCGAAGACCAUGUAUUAUGGCCACGACGGAACUUCGUCUUCAAGCCAUUUGCCAGAAAUGCCUGACGAUUUGAACGAACCCGAAUUUGACUCAAUCAAAGGUGGAUGGAAAUUAUCUGAUCACGUCACUUACGAUUGUCUGACGUAUGACGCUUUGUCUUCCGCUUUACCCGAAGACGGGUUGUUGUGUCCCUGUUGCGACGAUUUCAAUGAAGAUCAUCCUUAUUUAAUGUACCGCCACAUUGAGUACUGCUGUAAAGAACGAAUUGAUCAAACGGAUUUGGAUCUCGGGGAGCGAACGCGAAGAAGCGGAAGUUCCGACUCGGACGAGGACGGCACUUCAUCUGCAACAGCUCUUCUGCGAAAACGGAAGUUUCAAGGCGGGGAAAGAAAGGAUGUUUGAUUAAAGCAUUUAUUGGUUUUUGGAAACGCGAUGAGUUGUAUUACAGUACAUAUAUGCAUGUGGUUUUUUGUGAACGGAGAUGCACAAAUAUUAUUGGAAAACUUUUUUUACUGUUUUUUGCUCAUUACAUUUUUAAUUAUGGUUGUUGAUCGACUUUUUCAAGAUCGUACCACUAGAAAAUUGUUCCAUUUUUCGAGAAGCUCCCUUGAAAAUAUAAGGGUUUUGCGUUGAAAUCGCUCUGCCUUAAUUUUCUUCUGGUGACAAUGCUUUUUUGCAUGCAUUGCUGCUGAU
Molecule: messenger RNA, 3712 nt
Organism: Notodromas monacha
Lineage: Eukaryota; Metazoa; Arthropoda; Ostracoda; Podocopida; Cyprididae
Source: the annotation of a GenBank genome assembly